AUGUGGCGUCCUCAGAGAUCCGAAGUUAGGGCCAAGGCGGGCAACAAGUCGCAGACAUCGGCGGUGAAGCGCCUUUUGCAGGACCUCAAGCACAUGCGCGAGCAUGUUGUGCCCACCGUCGGCGUGGUGGCCCUUCCUCUGGAGAAGGACCUCUUCACCUGGCACUGCAACAUCAGGGGUCCCAAGGGCACGCUCUACGAAGGCGGUGUGUUCCACUUGGUGCUCCACUUCCCCGAGAGCUACCCCUACGAUCCGCCCAAGGUCACCGUGUGCACCACCCUGCAGCACCCCAACGUGUUCAACGGGUCGAUCUGUCUCGACAUGCUUCAGCCCGGUGACGAGCAGGAGAAGUACAUCGGUUGGAGCUCGGCCUACUCCGUGCAAAGCGUGCUCAUCCAGCUCCAGGCGUUCCUCUUCGAGGAGUCGCCCACCAUUCGCGCCGAGGACUGCCGCAAGGCCGUCGAGGCGGCGAACAACUUCACGUGCACGUCGUGCAAGCACAGGCCGCUGCGCUCGUGGCCGGUGUUCCCGUCCUACGAGACCGACGCCUUUGUGCUGAACAAGGCCGAGACCGAGAUCAUCAAGGAUGAGCUGGUCUGCUUCCACUCCAAGCGCACCUUCCAGGAGGACUGCCUGGGCUUCGGUAUCUCGUACCACAAGAACAUCAAGACGGGCGACAUCCAGGAGUACGACUGCCCUCCCUUCCCCCGCGCCUCUGUUCGGAAACCACGAUACAAGUUCGUUGCUAACGUAACUCAACACAACAACAGCAUUUCCUCGCCGCUGGACCUGCUCGGCGUGCGUGCCUUCAUGCGCGAGAACAUCAGGAAGUCGUCCAUCAACGAACCCUUCACCCACUGGCUCCCUGUCUACCUCAACGACGAGCACGGAAAGAAGGCGUUCCAUUUGGCCCAGCGGAGCAUCAGCAUGCUCUGCGCCAGCAACACGCGCGAGUUCAAGCCCCGCAUGGCGCUCAGCGUGUUCCCCAAGCUGAUGAACACGAUGAUCCUGCACAUCAUGAAGGGCCAGAUCCACGCGUCGGUCAAGGCGCUCGAGGGCUACUGCGCGUUCCACCAGAUGUUCCUCAAGUUCCUGGAGACCUACCCCGAGCUGCACCAGGAGUGCCGCGAUCUGGUCCACGGCUUCCUCAAGUCGGAGGAGGCCCGGCACAAGACCAAGGUUGAGUCGCUGGGCGAGUUCAUGUGCUACCUCACCGUCACGCCCGAGGUGCAGUGGAAGGACAUCGCCUCGCUCCUCAUCAACGAGCAGUCCGACCGCCAGGUCAUGUGGAUCAUCAAGGACUACCCGCACCUGGGUACUGACCAGGAGGACGCGGCCGUGGACAAGGUGCGCGCCAACGUGUCGUUCGACGCGUCGAUCAUGGGCAUCCGCCACAUCCUGUUCCACUACUACUUCAUGGAGCACGUCGCCCGCCCGCUCGGCGGCACCAUCGCCGAAAUGUCGGCCAACUACGAGCGGUCGUUCGGCCGGCCCACCAACAAGAUGGUGGAGAACAUGCAGCAGGCCUUCCGCGAGAUCAAGAAGGUCAAGACCCACAACGACUACUUCUCGCGCAUCGGCCUGCCGGUGGUGAGCGAGGAGCAGCUGGUCGCCUGGCUGCGCAAGUCGGUCACCAACUCGAAGCGCCGGGACUACCACGGCGUCGAGGGACCCAAGGUCCCCUCCGCCAAGGAGCUGGCCGAGGAGUCCAUCAAGAGCGUCGUGCCGCUCGAGACCCUGUGCGUAAAGGACGAGAAGGGCGAGCUCAAGCUGCACGACAAUGAGGAGCAGUGGAAGGAACUGUGCAACUCGCGCUGGGGCUUCAACUCGCUGCCGGCUCACUACACGGCCGGCUGGCGCACCUUCUACCUGCAGAACAACCUGCAGGACCUGGUGAGCUCGCUCAACGAGUAUCCCGACUUCAAGCACUUCUACCAGACGCUCGACCUGUCGAGCGAGGGCCUCACCCUGCUCGAGCUCACCCUGUUCGCGCCCAAGCAGCUCAAGUCGGGCUACUACUGGCUCACCGCGCUCCUCACCCGCCUGCCCAAGCUCCAGUCGCUCAAGAUCUCGCGCGGACCCGACGGCGGCCUCGGCCUCAAGGGCGUGCGCUGCCUCGUCAAGGGCCUCAAGAACAACAAGUCCUCCAUCACGUCGCUGGACCUGUCGUACUCGGGCAUCACGUCGGAGUGCUGCGAGCUGCUCGCCGAGGGCAUCCUCGCCUCGACCCACCUGCAGCGCCUGUCGCUGGAGGGCAACGCCAUCCGCCAGACUGGCGCCAAGGAGCUGAGCCGCGUGCUGUGGGACCACGAGUGCCUCACGGAGCUCAACCUGUCCAACUGCGACGUCAAUGACGGCGGCGCCAAGGAGCUCGCCGACGGUCUGCUGGCCAACAAGCGGCUCGUCAAGCUCGACCUCAGCCGCAACGGGCUCGGCUACUCGGGUCUCCGCGCCGUCCUCUACAACCUGGCCUUCAGCCCCUCCAUCAAGGAGCUGAACUUGUCGCGCGUGUCGGGUUCCGGGUCGUCGAGCGAUCUCAACGAGCUGGGCGAGGCCCUCUCGAAGCUGUUCCGCAUCAACGUGACGCUCAACCGGCUCAACUUCUGGGAGACCAGCAUCGCGCCGGCCUUCACCGCGAGCGUGUUCGAGUCCCUCCGCGGCAACCGCGCCCUGCGCCACCUCGACAUCAGCCAGAUCGGCACCAUCAACAGCGACCAGCUGGGCCACCUCGGUGCGGCCCUCACCAAGAACAGGACCCUGGCUUCGCUCCUGCUCGAGAACAACAACAUCUCCGGCCACGGCCUCGAGACCCUCUACAAGGCUCUCCUCGUCGAGAAGGAAGAGGAAAAGGGCAAGGCGGUCAACGACGACGAGCGCACGCGCAAGGAGAAGCGUCGCGAUGAGAUGCUGGACAAGGUGAAGGAGGUGGAGAAGGAGUUCCACCUGAACCUGGUCGAGUUCAACCUCAAGAACAACGGGCUGGGCUCGGCGGCGGGCAAGAUCCUGGGCAAGCUCGUGACCGUGGCCUCUUCGCUCGAGGUGCUCACGCUCGACCACUGCAGCCUCGACGCCAAGGCCGGCGAGACGCUUGGCCUCGCCCUGGAGACCAACACGCGCCUGCGCACCCUCAAGCUGCGCCACAACACGCUGGGCAAGGAGGGCGCCAAGGCCCUCGCGGCCGGCCUCCGCCACAACAAAACGCUGCAGGUGCUCGACCUCAGCGGCAACGGCAUCGGCGUGUCCGGCGCCCGCGCCAUCGCCGGCACCCUCGCCGACAACGCCUCGCUCACCGAGCUCAACCUGUUCGGCAACCUGGUCGACGUCGACGGCGCGCGCGACCUGGCCAAGGCCCUCGCCACCAACAAGACGCUGGUCAAGCUCGACCUCGGCCUCAACCGCAUCCGCGACAAGGGCGCCCAGGCCAUCGCCCAGGCCAUGGCCUCGGCCGAGCAGCUCACCGAAAUCGGCCUCAAGCUCAACUUCAUCAAGGACCACGGCGCCCUGGCCGUGGCCAAGGCCGUCUCCGUCUCGCCCGCCAUCCGCAGCUUCAAGCUCGCCGGCAACCAGCUCGAGGACGAGACCCUCCUCGCCAUCAACGACCUCAUCAAGAGCCCCCACAUCUCCUUCGAUCUCGCGCCCCGCGUCGCUCUCCUCGAUCCCGAGCGAGUGGCGCGCAGCGUGUGGGUGACGCCCCUGCCGGCACGCGUGAAGAAGGAGAGCGUGCGCAAGCUCUUCUACGACGCCCACUGCGGCGUGGUGCUCAACGUGGCCAUCCAGGACCACAGGACCAAGACCAGCCCCUCCAAGGCCCAGUACGCCUUCGUCGAGUUUGCCCACAUCAACUCGGUGACUCUGGCGUUGGACCUGUCGGCCAGCGGAAGGGCCAAGGUCGACGGACAGAAGGUGCGGAUCUACCGCGUGGGCACGCAGAACAAGACGGCCCAGAGCGAGGCCGCCGGCAAGCCCACCGCAGGUCGGCGCGAGGAGCCCCAGCGCAGCAGGCCUGCCGUCCGCGGUGGCCGUGGCGGUGGACGUGGCGGCGGACGCGGAGGUCGCGAGCGGGCCGGUAAGACCCCGACCUAUUCCCGGCCCGCGCCCGCACCCAAGCCAGCGCCCGUGCCGUUCCGCGAAGCUCGGCCGCGACCGUUGUCGUCGUCGUCUUCUUCGUCGGCGUCGACGUCGGGCGGUGGUGGUCGCAGCAGGGAGACCCAGGGAGCGGCGACGCGCAGGCAGCUGGCGAACAACAAGGAGAGCCUGUGGUACCGCGAGGAGAUGCGCCGGGCGAGCAGCAUCACCGAUCCGGUCGACAAGAUGCUGUUCAAGCUGAGGCUUCAGGAAGUGGUGGAGGAGACGCCGUCAGGGGCCUUGCCCUCGUUGUCCGUCUACGAGACCUUCUUCGCUCCUCCGCCUCCUCUUGAAACCGAGUUCCGACCUUCGCCCCCCGCGAACUGGGACGUCAGUCCGGAGGCGCAGUGGGAAGCGGCGCCCGAAGAGUGGACCUCGUCCGAAUGGUGA
Messenger RNA from Acanthamoeba castellanii str. Neff, 4515 nucleotides. RefSeq names its product Ubiquitinconjugating enzyme subfamily protein. The record is from RefSeq and is a predicted model, not a curated record. Gene Ontology annotation, cellular component: cytosol; nucleus; perinuclear region of cytoplasm. Lineage: Eukaryota; Discosea; Longamoebia; Acanthamoebidae. The coding region runs from base 1 to 4515 and encodes 1504 amino acids. Gene Ontology annotation, molecular function: GTPase activator activity; small GTPase binding; RNA binding. The transcript has 17 exons. Gene Ontology annotation, biological process: activation of GTPase activity; nucleocytoplasmic transport.